Rotaria sp. Silwood2 is the source of this 330-nucleotide messenger RNA. NCBI's taxonomy places the organism in Eukaryota, Metazoa, Rotifera, Eurotatoria, Philodinida, Philodinidae. The record is from the annotation of a GenBank genome assembly.
AUGCCAUCCGUAAAUAGCGCUCCAUCAAAAUCAAAACGUGCCGCAGCUAACACUAUAAUUUCGCGUAGACCUACUACUUCAACAAAUCAUGCCACUCGUCCACAGCAAACAACAAGCGUAGAAAAAGUUUCGCCAGUGCGAACUACCACCCAUGCGCCUACUCGUAGUUCUGCGCAAACAACAAAAAGAACUACUGCACGGCCAACUUCCAAAGUAACUACUACACGGCGAAGUACCACAAGAAAUGUUGUUCGAGGAAAAAGAUCUAAUAUGAAACCAGAAACAAACAAAAAUCGUCAGAAACGUUUAUCACAAUGGAACUGGGUUUAA